AUGAAGCAAAAUCAGACCAUCAAAUCAAUAAACUGGGCAGUUUUAUUGAAUCAAAGCUCAAGAAAAUGGGCUCUUCCUGAUUCUGCCACCCAAUGCCAUCUGUCUCUCUCUUCAAAGCCAUCAAAAACAAGAAAUGGUAAGACUUCUACCUCCUUAAAGAUAACAGACAGUGUGAAGGGCAAGCUGAUACUAGGGGCGAAACUUCUCCGAGCAGGCGGUGCUCAAAAGGUGUUCAAGAAGAACUUCGGUGUUAGAGAAGGUGAAAAACUGUUGAAGGCUUCUCAAUGUUGUUUAUCAACAACAGCUGGUCCAUUGGCUGGCCUACUUUUUGUUUCUACUGAGAAGGUUGCUUUUCUUAGUGAGAGAUCAAUCAGAGUCCGUUCUACUAGUGGGAAGUCAAUGAGAGUGCAUUAUAAGGUGUUAAUGCUAAUUGCUAAAAUUAAAACAGCAAAUGAAAGUAAGAAUUUGAAGAAUCCAUCAGAGAAGUACGUGCACUUAGUAACAGAAGAUCAUUUUGAGUUUUGGUUUAUGUGGUUCCAACAACAUCAAAGAACCUUGAAAUAUUUGCAGGAUGCAAUUUCUCAAUCAGUUCAGUAUCCUUAG
Messenger RNA from Ipomoea triloba (trilobed morning glory), 603 nucleotides. RefSeq names its product GEM-like protein 4. The coding region runs from base 1 to 603 and encodes 200 amino acids. The record is from RefSeq and is a predicted model, not a curated record. The transcript has a single exon. Lineage: Eukaryota; Viridiplantae; Streptophyta; Magnoliopsida; Solanales; Convolvulaceae.